AAGUAGGAAUCCCAAUCGAUCACGCGAUCCAUCUUUAAUUGUUGGGGCUCGAUGGUUUUUCUUACCUGCGUCCCCGUUCUCUUCGCCCAUUGGCCAGCGUGGAGGCGAGAGGGAUCCGCUCGCUCAGUUCCUUCCCUUGGCGGGGUUUGACUCGCGGCAGGUUUACGCAUCCAGAAUUGCUGCAUCAUGAUCAUGACUGAAAGUGCUGAUUCUCUAGUUACGGUUUCCAGCCAGGAACUUUGGACUGAAAUCUGUUCAUCUCUGCCAUAUCCAGAUCAGAAUGAAGAGUCCAAUAAUGCAUUUGCAGAUUCCUUUGCAGAUUCUUAUGUUCACGUGAUGGAGGAUCAGAUUGAAGUAACUGGCCCCUCUCUGCAAGUGACUGAGAAGCCCUGGGUACCACUGAAAGAUUCAGAGCUCUACUUGGCAUCUUUAGAGAGAAGAUUAAUGAGAAUAAAGGGUUUGUCUCAGGAAGUGACAUCCAAAGAUAUUCUGCAUACACUUUCUCAGGCUAAGAAAGAAAGUUGGGACAGGUUUCUGCAGGAGAAGUCCGAAUCUGACUUUUAUAUGGAGGGAACGGAUUCUGAUGAGAGUACUUUGGAAUACUUGAAACGUUGGCUACAACCAGAGAAGGUGGCAGUCAGCAGUGAGGAGAUACAGUAUCUCAUCCCCCUUGGCGCUCCUCCUGAGAAGCAAGAGGCUGGAGAAGAUGAAGAACCUACGCCCGUAGAGCAGUAAAUGCAUUCGGACCUUGCCUCUCGCGCAGAUGGCUGUUGGCACUUUGGGUCAAAAUACCAAAAGAAGGAUCGUGUUUGUGGAUUUUUUCUCUCCACCAAAGUUUAUAAUGUACAGAUUCUGAUUUAAAGUCUCAUAAUUGUUGCAGAUUUAAAUGAAGUGGUGUGUAAUUUGUUAAGAUGACAAAACGUGGUAGAAUAACUUAAUCUGGCAAACAGGUUUAAAUCCUCUUGCCUCAAAUGCAGAGAAGGUUUUGCACUUAAACGGUCAUCUAUGGAAAAAUUCUUAGCAAUACUUUCCUCGCAGAAUAUAAUUUCCUUAUUCGCAACUCCCCUGAUUUACCCACGGGUAUCUUUUUCCCAAGUUGGAAAAAAAAACAAAAACACCUCCGAAGACCUGUAGCUUUUCCCCUGGGAAGUGAAAAAUGUCUACCGCCAUUGUUUCUGGCUAAAGGUGAACCACGCCACUGCAAUUUUGUCCUUCGGUGGAAUAAGCACUUCCUAGCAAAAACACAAGAAACGCUAGGUGGGGGAAAAAUGUGCUACUUUGUGUAGCUUUUUUCUGUUACAGCUAUUCCUUUUUUCAUCAUUCAUUUUAUCUAAGGAUUGAUACCAUCUUUUCAAACGUUUAUUUAUUUAUUUUUUUUGCUUUGGGCUAAUAAUUAUUAACCCUUUUUCUUCCUCUUAUUUCUUUUGCUGCAAAAAGUAAAAGACAAUGCAUAAUGAAGAAAAAAACCGGAGCUGUCAGUUGAAUGAAGACAAAGUUUGAUAUAAGGGCAGAACAGAAACACGAGUUUUUGUAGUAAUCCUCCCAUUUCACUUUUUUUUUAAAGAGGAGGGGGAAGACCGCUAGGAGGUAAUUUUCCCAUUCAAUGCUAUAGCAUAGCUUUGGUUUUUCUAUCUCCCCCAUUUUUAUCACCAAGCCUUUAUAGUUUUUGCAUCCAAUUCUUCUUAUCAUUGGUUUGCUGUCUUACUAUAGGCUGUUUUGAGGACUUUUUGAAAAUUUGCUUUUUUUGUUUUUCUUUUCUAUUUCCAUGGAAAUUAUUGUUAACAGCUGUAUAUGGAAAUAAUUGAGGACAGCAACUAUCUGAAUUUCAUUGUUUACCAAUUGGCAAAGUUAUGUAGUCAAACCUGAGAGGCUACACGCCACCUUGAUGGUCUGAGAAAGGAGAAAAAUAACUAUUUUUUAAAAAGAGUGCAACAAUUAUUUGCGUUGGUUUAACUUUAAGGCAGCACAUAAUUAUAUCGGGAAAGUAAUACGAUACUCCCACUUUGGGGGUUUGUUUGGGUUUUGUUUUUUUUUUGCACUGAAAUUCUCAACUGGAAGUUCUGGUGUCUGUUUAAAUGCAUGUCAUUGUUAUUUACCUUGUUUUACAAAAGAGAUCAGGAAAUAAAAGUUCACCAAAUGUAUUAGACAAAAUGUUGAAAACUUGAGAAGUUUACAUAUUAUUUCUUUACUGAAUUGAUUUCAAAUGUAGCCUAUCUGGAUUUUCUGAAUCUGGUAAUAUAAUAUUAAUAGUGGAUUGUAUAGUUUGAUUUUGCUUUGUCUGUAAUCUAAAUAUUGUUUACUUGUAUAAUUAAGACUGUUUGAAAGUU
Messenger RNA from Ahaetulla prasina, 2327 nucleotides. It is a transcript of the gene CCDC32, whose product is annotated as coiled-coil domain containing 32. The transcript is spliced from 4 exons. Gene Ontology annotation, biological process: cilium organization. The record is from RefSeq and is a predicted model, not a curated record. NCBI's taxonomy places the organism in Eukaryota, Metazoa, Chordata, Lepidosauria, Squamata, Colubridae. Bases 187 to 735 code for a protein of 182 amino acids.